GCAACUGCGGCAAAUAUAUCAAACAACAUACAAAAGGAACGGAAAAAUCGCAUCGACGCGUAAGUGAGCAGCCAUAGACAUAACUUUAACGAUAAGAAUUCCAAUUCGAAACCGGAACAAGUGCAGCGACCAGCAGCAGGCAACAAGGCAGGAGAUAGUGAUUUUAAACAAAAAACACACAGUAUUCCCGAUACACAACACCGUUCCUUCCCGUGCGUGUGGAACGAAGAAGCGAAGCAAAGAUCGAACUCUCUCUCUUGACGACCAAGGAAGGGUUGGUUUCCAGUCAUCAGUGGUUCAUGCAGCAGGCAACAUGUCGCAGCGCAAGAAGAUUCUGUACGGACUGUUCGGCAUCAUCGUCGGCCUGUGCGUGGGUGCAUUUUUACGCACCUAUCGAACGUUGGAAAUGGUCAGCAUGUGCAACACGAUGAACAUGAAGCAGAAAUCCGCACUGGACAUCAUCGGAUUGCAGCCGUCCGAGAUGCCCACCAACUCCCAGAGCACGCUCGUGUUUGUCGGCGUGAUGACGGCGAAGGAGUUCCUGCAGGGGCGCGCCCGGGCCGUGUACGAUACCUGGGGCCGGCAGAUCCCGGGCAAGAUGGCGUUCUUCAGCUCGCAGGACUCGAGUGCCCCGGGGUUGCCGCUGGUCGCGCUCAAGGGCGUCGACGACCGCUACCCGCCGCAGAAGAAGAGCUUCAUGAUGCUGCACUACAUGUACGAGCACUACAUCGAUCGGUUCGAGUGGUUCGCCCGGGCCGACGACGACGUCUACAUCCGGACGGAUCGGUUGGAGAAGUUUCUCCGCUCGAUCGACAGCUCCAAGCCGCAGUUCAUCGGGCAGGCGGGACGGGGCAACAGCGAGGAGUUUGGACUGCUGUCCCUCGAGUUCGAUGAGAACUUUUGCAUGGGCGGCCCGGGCGUCAUCAUGAGCCGGGAGACGCUGCGCCGGGUCGCGCCGCACAUACCGACCUGCCUGAAGAAUCUCUACAGCACGCACGAGGACGUCGAGGUGGGCCGGUGCGUGCAGAAGUUUGCCGGUGUACCGUGCACCUGGAAUUACGAGAUGCAAUCGAUCCUGCACCACAAUUCGAGCGGCAGUCGAGCGUUUUCCGGCAACCUGAAGAGCAAGGAGGUGCACAGUGCGAUCACGCUGCACCCGGUGAAGAAGCCCGCCUUCAUGUAUCGGCUGCACGCGUACAUGCUCGGGCUGCGAGCGCAGGAGCUGCGCCAGGAGUCGCUGCUUCUGCACCGCGACAUUGCCCAGAUGACGUCUCUGCUGCAGAUACCGCGCAUCAACAAGAACCUAGCGCCCGGCGUGCCGAUAUUCCCGCAGGACGAGAGCAGCAGCGACUACCUCGGCGAUCACAACGUGCUCGGUGCCACGCCAGACCUGAACCGGCAUCGACCGCGCGCACUGGACGAGCUGGUCGAGUGGGACUUCAUCGCCAAGAGUCUGUACUCGGGCAUGCACCCGAACCCGAAGCGCCGCAUCGAGUCGUCGGUGAAGGAGGGUCUGAACGACGUCAUACGCGAGAUUAUGGAGCACAUUAACAACUACUCGCGCCAGCGCGGCCGGGUGAUCGAGUUCCGCGAGCUGCUGUACGGGUACAUGCGCGUCAACAGCCUGUACGGGCAGGAUCUCAUACUGGACCUGCUGCUCGUGUACAAGAAGUACCGCGGCAAGAAGAUGACCGUCCCGGUGCGCCGUCACCUGUACAUUCAGCGCUCGUUCACCGAGAUUCAGGUGCGCGAGAUCACCGACGGCGUCGUACCUAGUCAGGCGCUCACCGCGGGCGUAAAGAAGCAAAAGACCGGUACCUUCUUCUCCGACCCGACCGGACGAUUUAUCGAUGCCACCGGACUUGAUCGGAUAUCCCAUCGGAUGAAGUCACUGUUCAACGGUGGUUUAGAACGACUGACGGACACGCUCGGAGUACCGAAUGGCGGGAGUGCGGGCUUUGCGGGCGCACAUCGGAACCAGCCGACGCCCGGAAAGGAUCGCAUCAUGUUCGUCAUCCCGCUGUCCGGCCGGUCGGACACGUUCAUGCGCUUCCUGCGCAACUUUGAGGAGGUCGCACUGCGCCAAGAUCAACAUACCGACCUUCUGGUGUCGAUGUUUGUCGAGCCGGUCGAGUCGCCGAUAGUGGUGCAGUUGCUGGACGGCAUGAAGGCGCGUUACCCGGCGAAUCGCAUCAACUACCUGCAGCUGCACGGGAACUUUUCGCGCGGCGUUGCGCUCGACCGCGCCAUCCACUCGUCGUACUGCGAGCCGGACGACAUACUGUUCUUCAUCGACGUCGAUAUGAUCUUCACCGUGCAGUCGCUCGACCGUAUCCGUCACCAUGUGAUCCGGCACCGGCAGAUCUACCUGCCGAUCGUGUUCAGCGAGUACGAUCCGCGCACACCGAACACAAUCCUGGCGGAAGCGGAGGCAGCGAUGGUGGAUGGUGGUGUUGGUGGUGGCGCCCCGACGACAACGACGGAGCAGCCGCGCAACUUUUCCACCCCGUAUGCAAUCAGCGACGAGCGCGGCUACUUCCGCCAAUUCGGGUACGGGCUGGCCGGCAUCUACAAAGCCGACCUGCUGCACCCGGACCUGAAGGGCUUCAGCACCGACAUCACCGGCUGGGGCCUCGAAGACGUCAAGUUCCUCGAGAGCGUGAUCGCGCUCAACCAGCGCGGCAAUCAGCGGUUGGCCGCGAUCGCGGACGGCCGCUGGGAUCCGCUGACCGCCAGCAACAACAACCGCCCGUCCACGGCCAGCAGCAGCACCACCGGGGGGUCGGACGCGCCGCCAUCCGCCGCACUACUAGCGCCCACCGAGGAGCUGGCCAUCUUCCGUGCGCCGGAUCCGUCGCUGGUGCACAUCUUUCAUCCCAUACAUUGUGAUACGAACCUGGAGGAGGCCCAGUACAACAUGUGCCGCGGGACCAAGGCCAACACUCUCGGUAGCUUUAGGACGCUCGACGACCGCUUCUGCCACAGCCCGGCGCUGCUGAUGUACGCCCGCUCGCAAACCACCAACCCACGGGCUGGUGGAGGAGGAGCAGGAGGACCGGCCGCGGUUGACGAUCGAGCUAAGGCAGCGGUUGAGGAGCAACGUGCCAAAUAGCAGAUAACUAAUUAAAAAUAUAUAUACUGAACUAGUGUGUGCGCGACUCGCGACUGUGCAGUAGGAAUAGUAGGGGGCGCAUAUGUCGCAGGAAAGAAGGCAGGAAAGGGUGGCCAUCUUAGCGAUUUUUUACUAUUGAGUUCGGGUAAGCCAAGCCCCAAGUUCGCGGAGAAUUAUCGUAUGUAAAUAUAAAUGUUUAGUAAUUUUCUAAA
Anopheles coustani is the source of this 3324-nucleotide messenger RNA. RefSeq names its product chondroitin sulfate synthase 1 (gene Chsy). Lineage: Eukaryota; Metazoa; Arthropoda; Insecta; Diptera; Culicidae. The record is from RefSeq and is a predicted model, not a curated record. The coding region runs from base 314 to 3112 and encodes 932 amino acids. Gene Ontology annotation, molecular function: glucuronosyl-N-acetylgalactosaminyl-proteoglycan 4-beta-N-acetylgalactosaminyltransferase activity. The transcript has 6 exons. Gene Ontology annotation, cellular component: Golgi cisterna membrane.